Messenger RNA from Staurois parvus, 300 nucleotides. The record is from the annotation of a GenBank genome assembly. NCBI's taxonomy places the organism in Eukaryota, Metazoa, Chordata, Amphibia, Anura, Ranidae.
CAGUGCAUCUGCGCAAGACUGAAGGGGAGGAGCCGGUACACCUGUGCAAGACUGAAGGGGAGGAGCCGGUACACCUGUGCAGGACUGGAGGGGAGGAGCCGGUACACCUGUGCAGGACUGGAGGGGAGGAGCCGGUACACCUGUGCAGGACAGGAGGGGAGGAGCCGGUACACCUAUGCAGGACUGGAGGGGAGGAGUCGGUACACCUGUGCAGGACAGGAGGGGAGGAGCCGGUACACCUGUGCAGGACUGGAGGGGAGGAGCCGGUACACCUGUGCAGGACUGGAGGGGAGGAGCCGG